AUGAUAAUAGCUUCUCUUUUACUGACAGUAGUGGUUGAGAAGUUUGGUAGAAAGAUUUUGUUAAUAGGCGCAUUCACAAUAUCAGCUGUAGCAUUACUGCCACUUGCAAUAGCAUUGCUAUUAAGACUUUAUGGAGGAUCUUUACCGAACUGGCUACCUAUUGUAUCUCUUAUGACUUCCGUUGCUAUGUUUUAUGGUGGUAUAACACCUUUAACAUACAUUGUUACCACAGAGAUGUUUGUAUUCCAGAUACGUGCCAAAUUAAUGGGUUUAGUCUGUUCGUAUUGCUGGAUUACAUUUUUCAUACCACUCACAAUUUACACGCCAAUUACAAAUAUGUUUGGUGCAUACACGAGUUUCUUUAUUUUUGGAUGUUUUAAUGUAAUAGGUUUAGUAUUCACAAUAUUAUACAUCCCAGAGACAAAAGGAAAGAGUGAUGAGGAGAUCAGAACGGCGAUAGUAGGACGAAGAAGAAUAGAUGAUUCUAUAUGA
Pieris macdunnoughi is the source of this 492-nucleotide messenger RNA. The record is from the annotation of a GenBank genome assembly. NCBI's taxonomy places the organism in Eukaryota, Metazoa, Arthropoda, Insecta, Lepidoptera, Pieridae.